Molecule: messenger RNA, 2379 nt
Organism: Thermochaetoides thermophila DSM 1495
Lineage: Eukaryota; Fungi; Ascomycota; Sordariomycetes; Sordariales; Chaetomiaceae
Product: DNA polymerase-like protein
Exons: 1
Coding region: 1-2379 (792 amino acids)
Biological process (GO): double-strand break repair via nonhomologous end joining
Cellular component (GO): nucleus
Molecular function (GO): DNA-directed DNA polymerase activity; DNA binding
Source: RefSeq, a predicted model, not a curated record
AUGAGAUCUCCUACCUUGGAUGAAAAAGAGGCAUUUUUUGCCCAGCUACAGGCUCUUGAUGUGAUUCGUGAUAGUGAUGAUGAGCUCAGUCCCAAGGAAUUAAAGUAUCGCGAACAGAGCCGAGCCUUUUUCAAGUCUCAAGCGAAGCUUACGUUCCCGAAGAAGCAGAAGGGAAAAGACCAAGAGGAUCCAGAAUUGUCGCGAUCAAAGAGCAUAACGGCCAAACACUCGGCGCAAACAGCUACACCAGGAGCACGAGUCAUUGAGGGUGCCCCGGGGAAUCAACCUCUCGCAGUCAGAAUCCCGACAACUCUGGAAAGCUCAUUUCAAACCAUAGAAGAGACUUCAGUUCCGGACAUUACACAACCUACGCGGGCAGGCCUUCGCCGGAGCAUGACGAUGCCUGAGAUACCGGCCCCUUCGCUGAGCGAACAGUCGCCACUGCCCAGCACCGCUGGGAGAAAGCGCAAGCGACAAGCUGCUGCUCAAAAGGCAGUACAUCAAGCACCUCAGAUCUUUACUGGGUUAUGUUUCUAUUACAUCCCGGACAAUGACAUAGCUCCUGCGCGCAAGCUACGCAUCACAAGAGCCCAGGAACAUGGUGCCCAAUGGGUCCGACAACUUACCGCCGCAAGCCAUGUCAUCGUGGACAAGGCAUUGAAAUACAAGGACAUUGAACGUAUUUUGGGGCCUCAUCCCCCAGCGUCAUUGAUUGUAGUCAAUGAAGACUACCCCCUCGACUGCAUCUCGUUCCGCACAAUACUUAACCCAGACCAAAGGCGAUACAAAAUCACUGGGUUUCCUCGUCUUGUGAAGGAGUCUUUAUCUCGCAACCAAUGUUCUACGCAGGCAUCUGAUCGUUCACUAGAUGUACGUGAGACAAAGUCCUCCAAGAGAAGGAGGGAGUCUUCCCCUCAAGGAGAGAUCACAUCCCCGGAUUGGUCAUCCCCAAUUCGACCAAGGCUUGCACAGACAAAAGCUACUGUUCAGAACCAAGCUCCUGACAGCAUACUAUACCAACCAUCCACAUAUAAACCCGAGAUAUCUCGUCCAUCUGAGCCGGCCGCUAGAAAGCUAACCAGAACGGGGCCAGAGAUCAAGGAUGAACUCUCCAAGUAUAUUGAACUUAUACAGCAGUAUAAAGAUCUUCCUCUCGAUCCCGAAGAAGAUGAUGUUCAGUCGAUCAAUGAUAGCCCAGAAGCCGUACCGGAUUUUGAACUCUCAGAACCAUCUGAUGGGGAGCGAGCACAAAAACGAGCACCGGUGAAAACAUGCCUCGGGGGACAGGAGAUAUCCUUCGCCGACCGUUUCGCCUGCAGUCGGGGUGGGACAAAAGACAAGUCAACAGACUCUCAGAACCCCAAUGCCCGGACGAUUGAAGUCCUUCAGGCCAUGUGCGACUAUUACACACGCAUCAACGACCGCUGGCGGAGCAUAGCCUACCGUAAAGCGAUCAAUACCCUCCGAAGACAAACAGUCGAGAUCUGCACCGCUGAGGAAGCUGCUCGUCUGCCCAAUAUUGGCAGCCGGCUUGCGGCCAAGAUCGAAGAGAUUGUCUCAACAAACCGUCUUCGGCGUCUGGACUACGCUAAUGAUGAGCCGACUGGCCAAAUCCUUUCCACAUUUCUCAAGAUUUACGGCGUUGGCAACGCUCAGGCAAACAAGUGGAUCACGCAGGGCUUCCGCACGUUGGAAGACUUGCGUCAGAAGGCUGACCUCACGCCUAACCAACGCAUCGGCAUUGAGCACUAUGACGACCUUAACAGCCGAAUUCCCCGUGCAGAAGUCGAGGCCCUGUUCGCAUACGUACGUCGCGAAGCUGGAGCUAUUGAUCCGAAUAUCGAGUUGCUCGUCGGCGGCAGCUACCGCCGCGGCGCCGAUUCCUCGGGGGACAUCGACAUCAUUAUCACAAAGAAAGGCACCCGCACGUAUGGCGAGCUGGUGCACUUCCUUGAAGACCUGAUCACGGUGCUCGGGCGCAAGGGCUUCCUGGUCGCGACGCUCGCGGCGCUACAUACCCAUCGCCCGGGAAAAGACGGGCCCGGGAGUAAAUGGCACGGGUGCUGUGUUUUGCCAAAGGAAGCUGGAGGCAGGGAUCCGCUGGUUUGGAGGCGGAUUGAUUUUCUGCUGGUGCCAGAAACGGAGUACGGCGCGGCGCUUAUCUACUUCACAGGGAAUGAAAUGUUUAAUCGGAGCAUGCGGUUGUUGGCGGCUAAGAAGGGGAUGAGGUUGAACCAGAGGGGGUUGUAUAAGGAGGUUAUGAGGAAAAAGGGAAGCGUGAAAGUUACAGGGGGGGAAUUGGUCAAGGGACGGGAUGAGAAGAGGAUCUUUGAGAUACUGGGGGUUAAGUGGAGAGAGCCUUGGGAGAGAUGGUGUUGA